Messenger RNA from Phanerochaete carnosa HHB-10118-sp, 945 nucleotides. RefSeq lists its product as uncharacterized. Gene Ontology annotation, molecular function: GTP binding. Lineage: Eukaryota; Fungi; Basidiomycota; Agaricomycetes; Polyporales; Phanerochaetaceae. The record is from RefSeq and is a predicted model, not a curated record. The transcript has 4 exons. Gene Ontology annotation, biological process: vesicle-mediated transport; intracellular protein transport. Bases 17 to 871 code for a protein of 284 amino acids. Gene Ontology annotation, cellular component: cytoplasm.
ACGGAUAUACCGGGCCAUGGACGGCUCACAUCCCUCGCAUGAGGCUCCUAGUAUCGGACAGCCUACCCCAGAGGUCGUAUCUGCUGUCUCUGUCAUGAACUCCCAGUACCUCUUGUUUGGAUCGCUCUCUCUAGCUGUCCUAAUUCUCUCCCUACUUUUUCUGGCGCGGAAGAAGGCACAGUCAAGAGGGAAUUCCUUGCUCCUAGUGGGUGCUUCGGAUGGAGGCAAGACUGCAAUCCUGUCCACUCUGCUGUACAAGCAGACGUUACCAACACAUACCUCUAUGCAGACAAACAUGGCUAACAUCUCCUUGCCCCCCUCAAACAAAGCCCUCAGAAUUAUCGACGUUCCGGGGCACCCGCGCAUACGCGACCAAUUCCGGGAGUACAUGUCAGAUGCGAAGGCUGUCGCGUUCGUGGUGGAUGCUAGCACCAUCUCUAGGAACGGGGCUGCGGUAGCCGACCAUCUUCAUCAAGUCCUCCACACCCUCACAUCCCUUCCGCCAUCACAAGUACCCCCAGCCUUCACCAUCGUCGCGCACAAGUGCGAUCUGCUGAAAGCGUCGACGAAUGCUACGUCAGAACAACUUGCCAUCAAUCGCGUCCGCACCAUCCUUGAGCGCGAGCUCGACAAGCGGAAAGCGUCGCAUGCAGGCGGCGUAGGCAUGGAGAGUCUUGGGGCUGAAGGGGAAGAGGGCGCUGAGCUUGGUGGGCUCGAGUGCUCUGGCAAUGAGUUCAAGUUUGCGGAGUGGGAGGGCGGAGAGGUGGCCUUUAUUGGCACAUCUGUGGCCGUAGGAAAGGCCGCAGUUGUAGAUGGAGAGAAAAGGGACGGCCUCUCGGACUUCCGCGACUGGUUGGUCGAGCUGCCUUAAAUCCCUGAUCUACUCGACUUUGCAUGUCCUGCUUCCCUUGUACUACUUACCAGAUUCUAUCGUAUGUUAUUCAC